AUGGAGAAAGCACAGCAUGAAAACGAAACCACUCUCACCAAGUUCCUUCUGCUGGGCUUUGGAGAUCUUGGGGACCAGCAGUUGCUUCUGUUUUUGCUCUUCUUAAUGAUUUACAUUGUGACCAUGGUGGGCAACAUCAUUAUUGUGGUGCUGGUUGUGGCUGACCACCACCUUCACACCCCCAUGUACUUCUUCUUGGGCAAUUUGUCUGGCUUGGAAACCUGCUACAGCUCUAACAUUCUUCCUGUGAUGCUGGCUAACCUGUUUCAUGGGGGCCAAGGAACCAUUUCUGUUGCGGGCUGCAUGACGCAAUAUUAUUUUUUUGGUUUCUUGGCAGCUUCAGAAUGCUAUCUCCUAGCAGCAAUGUCUUACGAUAGGUAUGUGGCAAUAUGUAAGCCAUUGCUUUAUACAGUGCUUAUGAAUAGCAAGGUGUGCCUGCAGCUAGUAGCUGGAUCUUGGAUAAGUGGUUCAUUGGCUAUUAACAUAACUAUAUGUUUAAUGCACCAGCUAAACUUCUGUGGUCCUACUGAAAUCAACCAUUUCUUUUGUGAUUUUAAUCCUAUAUUAAAGCUUUCUUGCAGUGACACGCAUAACAUCGAACUUUUAACUCUCUUCCUAGCUGCUGUGUGUUCCCUCCCCCCAUUUCUGUUGACCCUGACAUCAUAUGGCUACAUCAUAUCUGCCAUUGUGAGAAUCCCAUCUACCGCUGGGAGACAAAAGGCCUUUUCAACCUGCUCCUCUCAUCUCAUUGUGGUGUCCAUUUUCUAUGGCACAAUCAUGAUUGUUUACAUGUUGCCCAAAACAGAAGCCCUGCAAGACCUCAACAAAGUCUUCUCCCUUUUCUAUACAGUCUUAACCCCUUUGUUCAACCCCCUGAUAUACAGUCUGAGAAACAGGGAGGUAAAGGCGGCCUUCAGAAAGGCAGUAGCUAAGUUUUGUGUACUGGAACGGAUGUAA
Molecule: messenger RNA, 957 nt
Organism: Eublepharis macularius
Lineage: Eukaryota; Metazoa; Chordata; Lepidosauria; Squamata; Eublepharidae
Product: olfactory receptor 2AP1-like
Exons: 1
Coding region: 1-957 (318 amino acids)
Biological process (GO): G protein-coupled receptor signaling pathway
Cellular component (GO): membrane
Molecular function (GO): G protein-coupled receptor activity; olfactory receptor activity
Source: RefSeq, a predicted model, not a curated record